UUCAGAUGCUGUUUACAGAGGUGCCCCUCCUUGCAGCCUGGACUAUCAUAUACUUUUCUUUAGGGAAUUCCAAGCCUGGUGCUGACUGGAGAUGCCACUGUGAGGAUCAUUUCAUUGGUCUGGGAUGAGUCGACAGAGCCUGGAGAAUGGCAAAUAAAAAUCGUUCUCCAUCCUUUCCCAAAAGAACCCUACUGGAAAUUAUUCACCUCAAAGCAGAACUUUGGAUUAAAAUUGGGACCAUGUUCAGGGUUCACAUUGAUGGAUGGAGCUUCAAGAAAAGAUAUCUUCAUUAGGCAAAGACAAUCUUCAAGGAAAUAAUGGGUUUCCUAAACUUUACUGAACAAAAUUAUACACUGGAACAAAAUGAUACAGAAUCAUUUAAAAAAGGAACUUCCAAGAUUCUAGUUUCUAUUACCCUUUCUGUUCUAGCAGUGAUGACAACAGUUAUCAACUCUCUAGUGAUGACUGCAAUAAUUGCGACACGGAAACUCCACCACCCUGCAAACUACUUAAUAUGCUCUUUGGCAGUCACUGAUUUCCUUGUGGCCAUCCUCGUCAUGCCCUUCAGCAUUGUCUACAUUGUCAAAGAAACCUGGAUCAUGGGUCAGGUGAUGUGUGAUAUUUGGCUUAGUGUCGACAUCACCUGCUGUACCUGUUCCAUCCUUCACCUUUCAGCCAUUGCUUUAGAUCGCUACAGAGCAAUCACUGAUGCUGUGGAAUAUGCCAGGAAGCGAACGCCUAAACAUGCUGGCUUUAUGAUUGCUAUUGUCUGGAUUAUUUCCAUCUUCAUUUCAAUGCCACCAUUGUUUUGGAGACAUCAAGCAGCCAGCAAAGAUGACGAGUGCAUCAUUAAGCAUGACCACAUUGCUUUCACUAUAUAUUCUACAUUUGGAGCAUUUUAUAUCCCACUGACAUUAAUUCUGAUUCUUUACUACAAAAUAUACAAAGCAGCCAAGACUUUUCAUAGAAGGAGUAUGAGUCGGGUUCUUAAAGAGGAAGCAAAUGGGCAAGACCUCUUGGAAGCAAAUGAGAAAAGCUGCCGGCUAUCUUCAACUACAUCACGUACAAAAGAUAAAAGGUCUAACACUUCGGGAGAUUUGGACAGAAUUCAGUUUUCACUGAGAAGCCCUGAUUCAGAAUCUAAGAAUGAAAAAGGGUGGAAAAGGCAACGCAUUUCUACUACAAGAGAGCGGAAAGCAGCGACUACCCUUGGUUUGAUUUUGGGUGCUUUUGUGAUUUGUUGGCUGCCUUUCUUUGUAAAAGAGGUGGUCGUUAAUACCUGUGAAAGAUGUCAAAUUUCAGAAGAAAUGUCUAAUUUUCUGACAUGGUUGGGAUAUAUCAAUUCUCUUGUUAACCCACUGAUUUACACAAUCUUUAAUGAAGAUUUUAAGAAAGCAUUCCAGAAACUUAUUCAGUGUAGGAGCUCUCUCUGAAAAAAAAAAAAGAGUGAUUUAGUCAUUGGUUGAUUUAAAUCUGAUUUUUUGGGGGGAGAAAAGACUAGAUCUACCCUUGAUGAAACUUUGUCUAUUGCACUUGAGAAUUUAUCAAAUCAAAGGGUAAAAUGAAGUUCAAAAAGUUUUAUCAGAAUUGUAUAUUACAUGUGCAUUCAUAGCCCUGAUUUUAUGCCAUAAUUUAGCAGUAUUUGAAACAAAUAUAUAAUGUACAACUUAGCCUCAAGUCUUUCCAGAAAGCUUCCCAGAAAUUUAAAUCAAGCUGGAUUGAUUAAGUUGUGGUGCCAGAAAUUGGAUGAGAAUCUACACAUAUACGACAAAUUCAGUUCAACAAUUAUUUGUGUAGUAGCUCUAAUUGUUUACAUAUUUAACUUAUUACAAUGUGCACUCUGUUUAAGAAAGGAGCCAAUUAUUAAGUAUCUGUUUUGUAUCAUCAAUAUAUCAUAAUGAAUGUUCUUUAUGUGUUAAAGUGUAUAUUGGGAAGAAAAGAAACUAUAAAAGUUUAUACAAAUAAGUAAAAGUGGUUAUAAUUAUUAGACACACAGAAAAUUGUACGAAUAUUUGUGAGAAUGGGUCAUUCAACCCUUCAGUGAGUACAAGAGCACACAACUGGAAAUGCAAGGAACACAUAAGGGGUCAUGGUAAUCAGUUCUCUAGGAUCUUAAAAUCAAGAAGAUACAGCAAGAAUGAUUGCUGUAAUAUUUAAAAAUCCUAUAGGAUAAAUUUAUUUUCUUU
Molecule: messenger RNA, 2186 nt
Organism: Crotalus tigris (Tiger rattlesnake)
Lineage: Eukaryota; Metazoa; Chordata; Lepidosauria; Squamata; Viperidae
Gene: HTR1F
Product: 5-hydroxytryptamine receptor 1F
Exons: 3
Coding region: 318-1433 (371 amino acids)
Biological process (GO): adenylate cyclase-activating adrenergic receptor signaling pathway
Cellular component (GO): plasma membrane
Molecular function (GO): G protein-coupled serotonin receptor activity
Source: RefSeq, a predicted model, not a curated record